AUGGGUUUCUACAUGAUGCCUGCCAGCAUGAAAGCUACCAAAAGAGUCAAGUGUAACAAUGUUUAUACAAUUACUUUCAGACCAUAUGGAACCAAUUUUCCUGAUGUGAUUGAAGCCUUGGAGCCUGAUCUAGCAUUGCUUGACAAGGGUAUUAAUAUAAAUAUUCCUAGUGAGAGAGUCGCUAGAGUUAUUUCCUCAUGUCUCUGUUUUCUUGGGGAUAUGCCACAACAGAAUGCCAAUACUGGAAUCAAAGACCUACAGCAACAUGGUCUUGUUGGAGUUGUAUAG
This is a messenger RNA of Coccidioides immitis RS, 288 nucleotides long. RefSeq lists its product as uncharacterized. The transcript has a single exon. Lineage: Eukaryota; Fungi; Ascomycota; Eurotiomycetes; Onygenales; Onygenaceae. Bases 1 to 288 code for a protein of 95 amino acids. The record is from RefSeq and is a predicted model, not a curated record.